AUGAACUUCAAACAAUUUCUUGAUGGUUAUUCAUUACCUUUAAUUUUGGAUGGUGGUAUGGCCACGCAAUUAGAAAAGAUUUAUAAUAAAGAUUUAUAUAAAACAAAUUUAUGGACAUCAAUAUAUUUAUAUCAAGAUCCAGAUUCUAUCAAAAAGUCACAUUUAGAUUAUUUAAAAGCUGGUGCUGAUAUUAUUAGCACUUGUAGUUAUCAGGCUUUUUUAGACGGAUUCAUAAAACAAGGUUUCACAGAACAACAAUCAGUUGGUAUAAUCCAAAAAUCAGUAGAUAUAGCAGUCAAUGCAAGAGACAUAUUUUGGAAAGAAUAUCAAAAUCAAAUAAUAAGUAAUAGCAAAAAUCCUCAUACAUAUAACAAGAACAAAAGUAGAAUCAAACCUUUAAUAGCAUUAUCAAUGGGACCAUAUGGUGCAAUAUUGUGUGAUGGGUCAGAAUAUAAAGGAGAUUAUGUGGAUCAAACAGCAACUAGAGAACAAAUAGAAUCAUUCCAUAAGAAUCAAUUAAAUUUAUUUAAAGACAAAUUUAAUAAAAUAGAUUUGAUUGCUUUUGAAACUAUUCCAUCAUUGGUGGAAGCAAAAAUUAUAUGUGAAGUUAUUAUGAAAGAACAUAUUGAUAUGAUGUGUUGGAUAAGUUUUUCUUGUAGAAAUGAAGAGCAAAUUUGUCACGGAGAAAGCUUUUUAGAAAGUUUUAUAGAAAUUUGUAAAUAUGAUUUUGUGAUUGGAGUUGGAGUCAAUUGUACCAACCCAAAAUUUAUAAAUUCACUUAUUGAUAACUUAAGAAACAAAGCAAAAAAAAUUUCAUUAGAAUAUGAAAAAAAAUGGAUAGUGUGUUAUCCAGAUGGAGGAAACAGUUGGGAUGAGGGAAAGCAUAAAUGGAGCGAAAACACUGGUUUGAAAAUAAAGGAAUUUGUUGAUUUAGCAAAAAGUUGGAUUGAAAAAUGUGAAAACAGAAUCAUUCUUGGUGGAUGUUGUAACACUACUCCCGAACAUAUAUCAA
Molecule: messenger RNA, 1012 nt
Organism: Entrophospora candida
Lineage: Eukaryota; Fungi; Glomeromycota; Glomeromycetes; Entrophosporales; Entrophosporaceae
Source: the annotation of a GenBank genome assembly